AUGCUCGUAGAAGAGAAGCAGAGCCUCAAUAAUGAGUGCGGACAAUGCAGAUCUGAGACUGAUAUGAGUGAUGCGCAGUGCGAGACUGCCAGAGCAGCCGACGACGAGAACGAUAAGUUCCCACAGUUACCGCGUAAACAAAACCAACACCAUACAAAUGACCUUAUAUCACCUCUGACCUCUUCUAUUGCAGAGUUCCCACAGUUGCCAAGCAGCGUGCAGAUUAUCGACAGACAGACAGGUCAUCCAAGAAACGGGAUUCUGGGUCCCUAUUACCCUGGUCAGAAUAUUAUGCUGACAUGUAUAUCCUUAAAUGGAGAAGAACCACGGCCUCGUCUCCGUGUCGGAACUGCUGGUCAACGUAACUCGGGCAGACGACAACACACGGGUGAAGUGCACGGCAGAGAACCCCGCCGUGCCUGGUGCCGUCCUUAGCAACUUCACCACGCUCACCGUACACUAUCCUCCUUCGGUCACAGCCUCCUUGGGUCGCUCCUUGAGACCCGAUUUACUGAAGGAAGGCGAUGAUGUCUAUUUCACCUGCAGUGUGGCCGCCAACCCCCCAGCUUCCACGAUCACCUGGUAUCAUGAGGGGACGGUGCAGGUGCAAAACGUGUCCCAAGGGGUGAUCGUGUCCGGGGAGAGCCUGGUGCUGCAGAAGGUGAGGCGGGACAAAGCAGGGAAGUAUAAGUGCGGAGCCUCCAACGCCCUGGCCACCGUCACCAGCGCCCCCGUCCACCUCAAGAUCCGCUAAAUGCCGCUGCCACUGUCCUCCUGCCGCCUCGCCAACAUCACUGCCUCAUCACUCAGCCUCACUUGCCAGCGCCCUCACGUCACCACUCGGGGCACCACACUCUACAGGGCUGAGGUCUACUUCGAAAACCGGACGCUCUUCGCCAACGUGACGUCCAACCGGCCCAGUUUUAACGUGAGUCGACUGGACGCCGGGACGAGCUACCAGAUCAAGGUCUACGUCACACACGGCCCCGUUACGUCUCCUCCCGUGGUCGUGUCCGCCUAUACGUCGCGCUCAUCUAGGACGCCAGAGAAGAACGGCGACGGAUCGAGCGACGGCGAGGCGGGCGGGGGCGGCAGCGUGGGCGGCGACGUGAAGGAGGCGGAGGACGCGGAGGAUCGUGGGCGGCGAGGGAGCGUCAUAUCCCGGAUGAACGGCGUGACGGUGGGCGGGGUGGUGGGCGGGGUGGUGGGGACAGUGGUGCUGCUGGUGGGGGCGGUGUGGGCGAGGCACUACUGCAUCGUGGUCCGGCGGAAAGAUGCGGAGGAACGCCAGCGACGAGGCCAACCCCGACGUGGUGCCAGCGUGGAACCAGAACAAGGGAAUGCGCGCGGGCGUACUGUUCGCACCCACGGGCACCCAAGGCCGCGGGCGGGCGGGCGGGCUUUUCCUUCGCGUUGCAGACGAUCAUCGCCACCUAGAGGUCGUGAGGCUCGCACGCGUGCAGCCCGUUCGAAUCCCGAAGCGCGGGCGGCCGCUUGCAAGGGGCGUGUUCGGUCAGUCACCUGCGCCCGUAACCGAUCGCCAAUCACGCGCGAAUCACGGGAAUCACGGGCGGAAUUAAGGCCCAUUUCGAAGCCUGGAACGGAGGGCCACGGGACACGGGACCUGGAGCGGUGUGCCCCGAGUGCCAGCAAGUCAACAUCCGUCCUUCCCAACGAGCCACAACCACUGGACACUCGUGCCCACCUCCGCAUCACAACUCGGGCCCUCUUGCCACCUUGCGACAUGCCCACCCAGCGCCACAAUAACCUGGACACUCAACUCAUGCCCACCUUGCAACAUGCCCCACCUCCCGCGCCACAGCCUGGACCCCCCACCACAACAUAG
Molecule: messenger RNA, 1846 nt
Organism: Penaeus vannamei (Pacific white shrimp)
Lineage: Eukaryota; Metazoa; Arthropoda; Malacostraca; Decapoda; Penaeidae
Source: RefSeq, a predicted model, not a curated record